GCGCACGCGGACCUCGGGGGUGCUGGGGGGGGGGGGAGGCGGGCGCAUUGUGCAGGGCGGUCCUGAGCGGCCGGGGUGCACAGUGUGCAGGGUCCCCGGGCUCCCCGAGCCUGCACUGGGAGAAAAGGGACCCUCGAUGUGAGGGAGGCACCUCCUGCAUCCCCACCCCCUGGGUUUGGAGGCGCGGACCUCGAAGGCGCUCGAGGGCGAGUGUUCCAGGGUGAGCAGAGAGUGUGGUGCCCUGGCUGCACCUCCUGCACCGCCCCUGGGGUGAAGGGGGGAGCCCCAGACUAGCCACAGCCCCCCCAACUCACCGCGCGCCGCACCUGCAGCCUGGUCCCCUGGACCCUGAACCUGAGCCAUGGCCCUGAGCGAGCUGGCGCCACUCCGCUGGCUGCAGGAGAGCCGCCACUCGAGGAAGCUCAUCUUGUUCAUCGUGUUCCUCGCGCUUCUGCUCGACAACAUGCUUCUCACCGUCGUGGUCCCCAUCAUCCCUAGUUACUUGUACAGCAUAGAACAUGAGAAGAAUGCUACCGAAAUCCAGACUCCCAAGCCAGUGCUCCCAGCCUCCACCCCAGGCAGCUUCCAGAACAUCUUCUCCUACUUUGACAACUCCACCAUGGUCACCGGGAAUGACACCGGAAGCUUCCGACAGGGGUCACUCCCUAAGGCCACCACUCCACACCCCGUGACCAACAGGUCCACCACCCCUCCCGACUGUCCCAGUGAAGACAAGGACCUCCUGAAUGAAAAUGUGCAGGUGGGCCUGUUGUUUGCCUCGAAAGCCACUGUGCAGCUUCUCACCAACCCUUUCAUAGGACUGCUCACCAACAGGAUUGGCUACCCCAUCCCAAUGUUUGUGGGGUUUUGCAUCAUGUUUAUCUCCACCAUUAUGUUCGCCUUCUCCAGCAGCUAUGCCCUCCUGCUGAUUGCCAGGUCUCUGCAGGGCAUCGGCUCCUCCUGCUCGUCUGUAGCUGGAAUGGGCAUGCUUGCCAGUGUGUACACAGAUGAUGAAGAGAGGGGCAAUGCCAUGGGCAUUGCCCUGGGAGGUCUGGCCAUGGGUGUCUUGGUGGGCCCCCCCUUUGGGAGUGUGCUGUAUGAGUUUGUGGGGAAGACGGCUCCGUUCCUGGUGCUGGCCGCCCUGGUACUCUUGGACGGAGCUGUUCAGCUCUUUGUGCUUCAGCCAUCCAGAGUGCAGCCAGAGAGCCAGAAGGGGACACCACUGACCACUCUGCUGAAGGACCCGUAUAUCCUCAUCGCUGCAGGGUCCAUCUGCUUUGCAAACAUGGGAAUCGCCAUGUUGGAGCCCGCCCUGCCCAUCUGGAUGAUGGAGACCAUGUGUUCCCGAAAGUGGCAGCUGGGCGUUGCUUUCUUGCCCGCAAGCAUCUCUUAUCUCAUUGGAACAAAUAUCUUCGGGAUACUAGCGCACAAAAUGGGGAGGUGGCUCUGUGCUCUUCUGGGGAUGAUGAUUGUUGGGAUCAGCAUUUUAUGUGUUCCCUUUGCAAAGAACAUCUAUGGACUCAUAGCUCCCAACUUUGGAGUUGGUUUUGCAAUUGGUAUGGUGGAUUCAUCGAUGAUGCCCAUCAUGGGCUACCUGGUUGAUCUGAGGCACGUGUCUGUCUACGGGAGCGUGUAUGCCAUUGCUGAUGUGGCCUUUUGCAUGGGCUAUGCGAUCGGUCCUUCUGCUGGGGGGGCUAUUGCAAAGGCGAUUGGAUUUCCAUGGCUUAUGACAAUUAUUGGAAUAAUCGAUAUUAUUUUCGCUCCGCUCUGCUUUUUCCUUCGAAGCCCGCCUGCCAAGGAAGAGAAAAUGGCGAUUCUCAUGGACCACAACUGCCCUAUGAAAACAAAAAUGUACACUCAGAAUAAUAUUCACUCGUACCCAAUAGGUGACGACGAAGACUCUCAGAGUGACUGAGACCCUCCACAGUCAUCAUUGUAGUUAAUUGUAUCAAACAGUGUUUCCAGUGAAAUGACUCACCCAGAACUGUCUCAGUCAUACCAUUCAUCCCUGGCGAAAGAGUAAAACAACCAAAGGUUACUAUUUCUUUAUCAUGGUUAUGACCGAUUGCCAACAGCCUUAUAAAGAAAAAGAAGCUUUUCUAAGGGUUUGUAUAAAUAGUGUUGAAAACUUUAUUUUAUGUAUUUGAUUUUAUUAAAUAUUAUACAAUAUAUUUUGACGAAAUAUAGUGUAAAUCUAUAAAUAUCUGAAUCCAAAUCAAAUAUAAUUUUUUAACUUACAUUCACAAACACUUGGGCAAAAAAACAUAUUUUUUCUGAAUAUUGGUAAUGAGUGUUUAAAAUUAAAGCACACAUUAUCUGUCAAGACACUUCUGAUGAGAAACUAGAAGUCUGAAAGACGGAUUAGAAUCCCGUAAGAGCAUAUUAUGUCGUAUUAUUUAACUUGUAACCACUACCAGUAUACUUGAGUUAAAAGCUAGUUAUCUCAAAUGCAGAGGAUAAGUCCAGUAUUGUUUGGAUGCAUCCAUAAAUCCUAGCUGGUUAUUUUUUAUGUAACUUGCUAGAAACAGAUGGUUGUAAAUUAUGUUUACAUGCCAGGUGGCUGGUAGCAAACAUUAAAGCCAGUAAUGAAAAACAUAGUUCUGAAAGCAGAGAAAAUCACCCAAGUGUAUAGUUUGGAACAAUUAGAAGCUUCCCUAUUAAGAUAUAUACUUGAUCAUCUUAUCAGGUGAAAGAAAGCUUCAGGUAGAUUUAUCUUGUACUGUCAAGGCUGCUGCAGCGUGUUAAGAUUUAUUAGUGUCUAGCAUGUUUUAGAAAAUAAAUUUGAAAAAUGCUAAGGACUGAUACAUUAAAGCUUAUGUGGAGGUUACUCAAGUGUUUUCUAGGGAUGUAUUCAGUAUUAAUUUUGAGCGGCACGAAACUAUUAUUUUCUAGAGUUCUAACAGUUACUCAUAUCCAUGUGUAAGCUAAUUGAAGACAGGCAAAGAAAUGAGGUCUUGAAUCAUUUUAACAGCUUGAAACAGUAGGGUGGUCAUAACACCAUAUCCAUGUGUAAGCUAAUUGAAGACAGGAAAGAAAUGAGGUCUUGAAUCAUCUUAACAGGUCAAAACAGUGGGGUGGUCAUAACACACCUCUUUUCAUAGGCAGAAAAACCUCCGAAACAUCUGAAGACAUCUGUGUAUUACGUAUCACCUAGUGCUGUGUACUGUGGUUUCUGUAGGCUUGACAUUUAAUGUCCCUUGUCAGUAUAACAACAAAUACUGUGUCAGUGAACAUUGUCAGUUUACAUCAAGUUUUCUAUGAGUGUGACUGUAGUGGGGAGUUUUUCCGGUAAUACUUUGUUAAUUCUGUAGUUCCUGUGAUCAUAAAAUUAACCGACAUCUGUUCUUUGUUCAGUUAAAAUUGUCUGUUAGCUCGGACAUCAGGGAACAGAGAACUUUGAACAAAGACUCACCCUUCCAAUUCUCUAGGAGGGGAGCCAAUACCAUGUUCAUUUGCUUUAUAAGCUUUUUCUGUGGGGUUUCAAAUGAUGGCAAGUCUGAAUUUUUCAAUUGCAGUGUUGGAAGUGAGCAAGCUUCCCAUUUACUCAUUUGCACUUGCACACGCCUACUACUUUGGAAGAUGGCGGCUCUGUAGGCACCCGUGGUUCAAAUAAGGGAGGGGUGUCCCCUGCUACCACAGGGAAAAACCUCUAAAAAGGAAUGUGCUACAAGUCGAGGGUCGUACCUUCCUCCAGCACCACUACCAUAUAAUUUAUAACUUAUUUUUGCUGUUAGAGCCUCAGUUUCUUCAAGAUGACUGGUAAAAGUACCCUUACUGUUGAUGUCUAGGGAUCACAGUAUAUAAAUUCUUCACAACUGUGUUUUCUUGUUGUCAUCACUAGGGCUUCAGCUUUCUAGGGGACUUUUUCAGACAGUGAGGCAAAGAGACAAGGAAAGAUACCACAGCAACAGCACCUCCAAGAAGUCUGGUGAGGGGAGGCAAAGCAGACAUCUUCCCGGGUGAACUACCUCGCUAGUCUCACAAUGUACUGAGGGCAAGAAAUCAGUCUGAGGGGACAAAAAUGGGAAGGACAUUUACAACUUAUAUUCUGGGAUUACAAAGACUGAAAAAGAAGAAAGAGGCUUAACUUUCUCCUUUUCUUUCUCUCUUUUAAAGUAAUGCAGCCCUGUGAAAGCUUACUUUCAGCAGAGUUGGUUUCUGUUUGGUGAAACGAGUAUAAACACCGUAAUGAGGUGGCAGUGAAUGUUCUUUGGUAGCUGUUUGUCUGUGUCACGUCUAGUUUACUUAAUAAAUCUUCUCAACACCAAAGUGUCUAUUGGUAUUCCUUUAUAAUCUAGACUUUACCAUGGGAA
Erinaceus europaeus (western European hedgehog) is the source of this 4313-nucleotide messenger RNA. It is a transcript of the gene SLC18A2, whose product is annotated as solute carrier family 18 member A2. Gene Ontology annotation, biological process: transmembrane transport; aminergic neurotransmitter loading into synaptic vesicle; xenobiotic transport. Gene Ontology annotation, molecular function: serotonin:sodium:chloride symporter activity; xenobiotic transmembrane transporter activity. Gene Ontology annotation, cellular component: synaptic vesicle membrane; terminal bouton. Lineage: Eukaryota; Metazoa; Chordata; Mammalia; Eulipotyphla; Erinaceidae. The coding region runs from base 362 to 1915 and encodes 517 amino acids. The record is from RefSeq and is a predicted model, not a curated record. The transcript has 15 exons.